Fusarium pseudograminearum CS3096 is the source of this 390-nucleotide messenger RNA. RefSeq lists its product as uncharacterized. The coding region runs from base 1 to 390 and encodes 129 amino acids. The record is from RefSeq and is a predicted model, not a curated record. NCBI's taxonomy places the organism in Eukaryota, Fungi, Ascomycota, Sordariomycetes, Hypocreales, Nectriaceae. The transcript is spliced from 3 exons.
AUGAAUCCGCGCGGUUGUUUCGAAGGCAGGGCUUACUCAGAGAUGGUAUCGAGUUAUUCAGGAGUGCAAAGCACCCCCAGCAGCGCUUUCUUGGCCACAGUGAUUGCGCCGGAUACCCCAAUAGAGCAGUUCCGACAGGCCGAACAGGGGUUUGCCACCAAGGUUGCCUGGCGCGGACUUGUUUGUUUGAGCAAGAUGAGAAGGGCGAGGAUAGUAAUCAUUUCACUACUUUCUGCCGGCGGCACCCGGUCAAGCCUGUUUGAACACGGACAAAAAUGCCUAAAUUGUACGAAUGCCCUGACUACGCCAUUUGUCAGCGGCAGUAUGCAGGGGUGGCCACGAUAUAGUAGCAUUCGACAACAUGGCAAUGAAAACAUCAACACCCAAUGA